CGAUAGUGAGUUCACCCAACAAUAUAUGUAACUAGAAAAAUAAUACUGCAGACAAUUCAAAUUCAUCCUGUAGUGUAUUAGCCACUUUGUACCCACAGAAGUAGAACGUUCAAAAUUUGUGUGCGGAAAUGGUUAGGAGGUUGUGGAGAGGUCAGAGUGCAAAGGCUAUUCACCCAGGAUUCUCGAUUGUGGAAUACUGAAUACACAGCCAUCUUGGAUCUAGCUACGAGGAGAAGGGAAAUUAAUGCGGUGACAAACGGCAUGUUCAGUGCUACGAGAAAGAAGUUUGUAGAGGGGGUGGAAAGUGACUACCCUGAUGAGAACAUGUACUACAGCCAGCCGUCCAUGUACCCACAUCGGUCGGACAAAGACGUAAGUGCUCUGUCUGCUCGAUCGCACAUCCCUACUACAGCUCCCUUUGAACUUGAAAUGCUCUCGUCUCCCUCACCGUCGUCAUCAGGUCAACUAUCCCAGCUUGGGGCCAGUUUAUAUGGCCCACAGAGUGCACUAGGCUUCUCGAUAAGGGGCAUGGGCAACAACACGCCACAGUUAAACCGCGGCUUAACGCAAGGCACUCCGCUACCGAGCCAUAUCACCCCCACCACUGGGGUACCCACCAUGUCCCUCCAUACCCCACCCUCGCCAAGCAGGGGGAUCCUGCCGAUGAACUCGAGGAACAUGCUGAACCACUCCCAGGUGGGCCAGGGCAUCGGGAUGGGCGGCGGCAGGACCAACAGCAUGGGCAGCUCAGGGCUAGGCAGCCCCAACCGCAGCCCCCCCAGCAUUAUCUGUAUGCCCAAACAGCAGCCUGCACGGCAGCCCUUCACCAUCAACAGCAUGUCGGGAUUCGGGAUGAACCGGAACCAGGCGUUUGGGAUGAACAACUCGUUAUCAAGCAACAUCUUCAAUGGCACAGUCUUUAACCUGCCCCUCACAGACGGCAGUGAAAACGUGACGGGGCUAGACCUGUCUGACUUCCCUGCGUUAGCAGAGAGGAGUCGGAGGGAAGGAAGCGCAAACCCAACACCGCUACUCAACCCACUAGCUGGAAGGGCCCCCUAUGAAGCCUCUUCUCUUCAUCUCAUGACCUCAUCAGUUGGCAUGGUGACGAAGCCAUCGAACGAGCCGACGCAGGAUUUCUCCAUCCACAACGAGGACUUCCCUGCACUGCCUGGUCCCAACUACAAGGACCCCACGUUGAGCAACGAUGACAGCAAAACAAACCUAAACUCUACAGGCAAGAGCACGUCCAGUGCAGACGGUCCUAAGUUCCCCGGAGACAAGACGAGCUCAGCUCAGAACAACAGCCAGAAGAAAGGGAUCCAGGUGUUACCUGACGAUUUCCCCACAUCUGUAGGGCGGGUGACGAACAUUCCCGGGGGAAUGGUGACGGACCAGUUUGGGAUGAUUGGCUUGCUGACGUUUAUCCGAGCAGCGGAGACGGACCCGGGCAUGGUGCACUUGGCACUGGGUAGUGACCUCACAACGCUUGGACUCAACCUCAACUCUCCAGAAAACCUGUACCCCAAGUUUGCCUCCCCCUGGGCAUCAGCACCGUGUCGACCUCAAGACAUUGACUUCCACGUCCCCUCUGAGUACUUAACCAACAUCCACAUAAGGGACAAGCUGGCAGCUAUUAAACUGGCGCGGUACGGUGAAGACCUGCUGUUCUAUCUGUACUACAUGAACGGAGGAGACCUGCUACAGCUCCUGGCAGCAGUAGAGCUCUUUAACCGGGAUUGGCGGUACCACAAAGAGGAGCGGGUGUGGAUCACGCGGGCGCCGGGCAUGGAGCCCACACUAAAGACCAACACCUAUGAGAGGGGGACCUACUACUUCUUUGAUUGUCUUAACUGGAGGAAGGUAGCCAAGGUAAAGGAGUUCCACCUGGAGUACGAAAAGCUAGAAGAGAGGCCCCACGUCCCAUCUACCUUCAACUACAACCCAGCUCAGCAGGCCUUCUGAGGCCUAGUACAGUCCCAGGGGGACCGCUGUCCCUGCAUACCUUCCUCCCAGCCUGAAGAGGAUGGUGCGCUGCGGCCCAGGCGUCCAUCCUGGUUUUUAUUCCUUGAGGAUCUGGCUAAAAUGACUUCAGAGAAGGCGCUCACCACCGCGUAAGGGUGGGGAAAAUUGAGCCCUGCCUUUCCCAAAUUAUGUGCUGCCCAAACACCUCCACUUGUUCUGUUUUUAUUCCUUUCGUUUCAUCGUUUUUGUUUUGUUUUUGACCAGGGUCUGUGUUUUGUUUACGUCUCUGAAUCAGAAGCCUGUUUGGUCCAAGGUAGGAAAACGGACAAUACCGACACACUUUACAGUGACAGAACAAGGGUUAUGCCUCAUCUCCCCCCCACCCCCCAAGUGUUAAGAACAGAGAAAGGUGGGGAAGGCUAAGCCAACAAGUACCAUCCCACACGUGAGAACGAAAGGGCGGAAGAAGUGCAAUGUUCAUUGUUGCAUUAUUUAGUAAUAAAAGAACACAAAUAUUGUUUGUGCUUUUUUUUUAAAUGUGAAAACACUCCCUCAUAUUUUGUUUUGGAUAGAUAAGUAGCCUGUCUACAAAUGUCUCUCCACUUCUUUCUCUCCAUCUCUCCUCUUGUACAUUCCCUCUUUUCUUCUCCACCGGCCCCACAUCCCUUUCUUUCCUUCCUUUUGACUGGUAUUUUCUGUCUGGCUUCAAUAUACAAAUCAGAGACUGUUUUAGUGAAGUGUUGUUAGAUUACCUACCCAGCUUCAUUGUUCCAGAGCGAGCAAAACACUUUCCAGUCUUUGUUACGAUUUUGUAAACGUGUACAUUUUUUAAAAAACAUUUUGAACAUCACAUGAAUAAAGAUAUAUAUGUACGAAUGUGUAUAUAUAUGUAUGUGUAUACAUAUAUAUAUGGCAUCUAUUUUGGAGGAAAAAAUUGCCCUGCCUUGUACCUCAUCUUUAGGAGGUCAGCAUGGAGUACAAUAUGUAGAUAAAACAGGACAUUUCUGGAUCUGCUGGACAGGGCAUCAUACUCGGCACUGUGGGCACUUACGAAGAAAUACAAAUUAAAAAGACAAACAAGGAAAGGCCUGAUUCUCAGGAAAAACAAGGACAUCCACCCCUAAAGUCCAAAGCAAGAGGACAGAUGGACACAUUUCACUCAAAGCUGUUUAAACAGCAGCCUUUCAUAAGAAAAGGAAAAAUGAAUAAUAAUUUGAAGGGGAAAAAAUCAUACAGACCAAUCUUGUAUUUUCUGACGUUCAAAGCUUCUUUUUAAUAAAGCAAAAAAGGCUUUCCUGAA
Messenger RNA from Oncorhynchus mykiss (rainbow trout), 3265 nucleotides. It is a transcript of the gene cnot2, whose product is annotated as CCR4-NOT transcription complex, subunit 2. Gene Ontology annotation, biological process: regulation of DNA-templated transcription. The record is from RefSeq and is a predicted model, not a curated record. NCBI's taxonomy places the organism in Eukaryota, Metazoa, Chordata, Actinopteri, Salmoniformes, Salmonidae. Gene Ontology annotation, cellular component: CCR4-NOT core complex.